Messenger RNA from Thecamonas trahens ATCC 50062, 8206 nucleotides. RefSeq lists its product as uncharacterized. The record is from RefSeq and is a predicted model, not a curated record. Lineage: Eukaryota; Apusomonadida; Apusomonadidae. The coding region runs from base 1 to 8166 and encodes 2721 amino acids. The transcript is spliced from 4 exons.
AUGUCGACAAACCGCGAGGAGCUGCUCGCAAAAGGGCGCGAGCAGUUUAACAAGCACAAGAAAAGGGGAAAGCGCCGCAAGAAUCGGAGUGGCAAGGCCGAGACCGGAUCCGGCCAGAGCCCGGCAACACCCGAACGUGAGACCGAGCCCGAGGCCUCCGUCUUUACCACCGACUCGACCGACGUGGCGCUACUGGCAACCGAUGACGACGACAAUGCCUCUGACGUAGCAGACGUGCUCGAUGACUACCUCCAACCGACCCCUCCACCCGAAACGCCACCGAGAUCGCCUGGGGGAGACGCGCUCGCGGACUAUCUUGCCCCGGCGUCGCCAACUACUCCACCGCAGAAUGGGCCCUCGCUCGGCUCGACAGACGAUGAUCCCACAGCGUACCUGCAGUCGCUCAUGAUGCUCUCGCCGAUGACGCCCGCGCAGUCUUCUGCUCCCCCCACUUUUGAGCACACGCCGCAGGAGGCAUCGCUCGCCUCACGCUUUGUCUCGGCCGAGGUGCCUGAAGAGGACACCACGGUCCAGCCCGCUUUCAAGGCUACCGUGGCCACUCUCACUGCCGCACUUAAGAGCACCGAGCACGUGGACAAUGCCUCGAUUGUCGAAGGCGUCCGCAAGCUUGCCACACUGCAUAACCGCCGCGCUCAGAACCUCAAGUCGAUCAUCGACUCGCAGCGAGCCCAUCUUCAGCAACUCAAGACCAACGAGCUUGAUCUCGCCGCGGCUGAGGCAAAGGAGUAUGACGAUUUCAUCAACGAGACAAUGCAGGAAAACGAGGAGCUGACAGAGACCAACGAGAAGCUCACCAUCGAGCUCGAUGAGCUCAAGGCCGACCGUGCUGCACUCGGCGACCGCCUUAAGUCGCUUCAGCUCAAGCUCGACGAUCAUGCUUCGCUGCUCGAGACAACGAAAAAUGAGGCAGCUCAGACUCGGACGGCGCUUGCUGAAGCCGAGCAAGCCGGUAAGGCCGCUCGCGACGAAAUCGACAGCCUCAACAACCGCAUCGACGCUCUCGAGCGUGACCUUGCCGACGCCCGCAACUCGGCAGCAGAGGCGAACGAGCUCAACAAGACCCUCAACGAUCAGGUGACCCAACUCGACAGUUUUGUUGCCACCGCCACUCGCGAGCGCGACGAUCUCGCCGCCGCUGCCUCGUCAGCAGCUGCGAAGAGUGCCGAAGAGCUCGUAGCUGCCCAGCACGAGAUCGAGCGGCUGGCCACCGAGCUUCGCGCCGUCCGCGGCGAGUUUGCUGCAGUCACCGCCGGCGAGAAAAAGUCCAAGGCUGAGCUCCGCAAGCUCACCGCCGACGCCGCCGACCGCGAGGCCAAGCUUGCUACCGAGGUCUCGGCCCGUGAGGCCCGGAUCAAGACGCUUGACGCAAACCUGGUCGACGCCGACUCCCGCAUCGAACUGCUUCAGAGCGAGCUGACCAAGUCGCGUGAAGCCGAGGCGAGUCUCCGCAAUGAUCUCGCCUCCCUCAGCGACGAGCUGGCAAAGGCACGCGACGACGACGCCACCCAUCUUGCCCAGUUGGAGACUGCAGAUCAAGAGCGCGAGGUCCUAGCUGCCCAGCUCGACGCCGCCACCAAGGAGCUCAAGGCCGCCAGGGCCGAAGCCGCUGCCGACCGCACCACCCUCGCUGCCGCCCAGUCAGAGCUUGACUUUGCUGAGAACAAGGCCGCCGCUGCAGAGACCAAGCUCGCACAGCUCGAGUCCGAGGCCGGCGCUGCCCACAUGACUGUCGCGGAGCUGACAGAAAGCGUCGAGCGGCUGACAACCAUCAACGACGACUUGCAGGCCCGGAUCAACGAGCAGGCUGGAGAGCUGAAAGAGGUUUCAGCCGAGGCUACUGAUGCUGCAAGCCAGCUCUCCCAGCUGUCGGCCAGUCGCGACCAGCUUCAGUCCGACUACGAACUUUCCCAGUCUACGCUCGCCGACGUGCACAAGCGGCUUGCGCAGGCUGAAAAGGUCGAGUCCGAGCUCCGCGCUCAGCUUGCAGCUGCUCUUGACGAGCUGGCGAGUGCCAAGCUCGCCGCCACUGAUGCAGUCAGUCUUGCCAAGCUCAACGACGAGCUCGAGACCAAGCUCAUCGCACUGAAGCAGGAUGUGAAGCGGCUCGAAGUCGAGCGCGACGAAGCUCGCUCGAACGUUGACACCUCGUCCAAGUCGCACAUCGAGUCGGUCCAGUCACUCUCUAAGCAGGUCGAGUCGCUGACGGAGAGCCUUCGCCGCGAAUCGGACCGUAACACUGAGCUCAACUCGUUGCUGCAGGCCGCACACGCCCGCAUCGCCGAGCUCGAAAGUGCCGCCAGCGAUGCUGCUGCCGCUGCCGCCGACAACGACAAGUUCACCUCUGAGUUGGACGCACUUCGUGAUGACGACCCGAGCCUCGAUAUCAGCGUUGCAGCUUGCAUGUCGUGCACUGAGCUGCAGAGCUCGCUCGAUACGCACGAAAUGGUCUCCCGUGAGGUGGCCAAGACCCUCAUCGACGCUCUCGGGUCGGAUGCGCCUGCUGCCGCCCACCCCGACGAGAUCCUGCCGAUGGCGCUCAGCGCUGCCAGCCUCAUUGGCCGGCUUCAGAGUGAUCUGGACGAGGCCGAAGCCGCUGCCGCGACAGCCGUGGCCAGCGCCGACGCCGCCCUAAGCACUGUUGCUCAGCUGGAAGCCGAGGCCUUCGAGCGUCAGUCUGACUUUGACGAGCUUCAGACCCAGUGCGACUUGCUCGAGCAAGAGCGCGACGACCUUGUGGCAUCAUCGGCGGACUCGGCCCAACUGGAGGGGCAAAUCCGCUCGCUGGAAGCCGCACUCGCCGACCUGUCGCAAACCUUUGAGGCUCGCAACAACGAAAACGAGGCCACCAUGGGAGCCCUUAGGUCCGAGAAUGCCGCUCUCAAAUCCGAGCUCGCUGCACUCACCGACCUGUCGCAGACGCUCAAGGCCCGCAACGCUGAGAACGAGGCCACUCUGACGGCGCUCACUUCCGAGCGCGAUGCGCUGCAGUCUGAACUCACGGCCCUCGCAGACGCUUCUCAGGCUGUGGAAGGCCGUAACGCCGAGAAUGAGACGCUUGUGGCAGCGUUUCAGCGCGAGUGCGAGACGCUGCAGGCUGACAAGGCUGAUCUUGUCGCCCAGGUCGAGGAUCUCAAGGUCGAGGUGGCAUCGACCCAGCUGCAAGUUUCUUCGCUCGAAAGCGAGAUCAAUCCCAUGCGGCAACAGGUGUUGGCGCUCCUCGAACAGAAUGAUACCCUCGAGCACGAGCUUCAGCUGGCGCAAGACGAUCUCCGCGUCGCGCAGGACACCGUUGCCGACCAAAAGGUGCUCGUCGGCAUUCUUAAGGAGGCUUUGAUGGAGCAGGCGGUUGCCGCCUCGUCAGUCGAUGCAUGCGGCCACCCGCGCGAGCUCAAGCUCAAGUACCCCGGCCAGCGCGCCAAGCUCCCAAACUUGUCCGACGACGACGACAACGCACGAGCUAACGAGCUCCUCUUCUCCAUGUCCACCGCAAAGGCGCUCUCGGCCCGGGCUGGCGUUGACGUCACUCCCGCUUUUGGCGGAGACACUGCACUCUCGCUCUCGACCUCGUCAUCGGGCUCGCUCCACGAGAGCAACGCGUCCGUCCCGGAGCCAUCAAACCUUGCUCCCGAGCCGACGACUGUCGAAGACCUCGUUGCCGAGCUUGCCCACCUGCGCCGUACCAACCGCGUGCUCGAGGAGCGUAUCGCUUUGUACGAAAACCCGCAGUCAGGAGCCACCGAGGCACUCGAUGGCCUUGCCAUGCCAAGCUUUGAUGACGGCCAGACCGACGACCUUGAUCUGCUGCUUGCGUUUGGCGAGUCGCUUGCCGACCACUCGAUGCCGCGCCGCGAGCUGAGCGAGGCCUCCAGCGAGCCCGCUCCGGGCUCGUGUGCCAUCUCGGCGUGGGAGGUCCUCCGCUGGGUCAAAGAGGCGCUGACUGCGCUCGGCAUUGGGCGUCACUCGCUCAACAAUGCUUCACUCGCCGCCUACCCCCGCAAGUGGCUCGAUGCUCUCCUUCGGCACAUUGAUCUGCGGACCCGCAAGAUCAACCAGCUCAAGGCGCAGUACAGCCAGGCGGUGACCAACGCCGCUGCCCUUAAGCGCCAGUCGGCCGCUAUGCUGAAGAGCCAGCAGGAGGUCUAUGCCAAGGACCGGGCCGCGCUGGUGGCCCAGGCAUCAUCCGCCGAUGUUGCUGCUGCCGCCGACGCAGGUCUGGUCCGCGAGCUUGAGGCCGCCAAGGCCACUCUUACUGAGCUUGAAGCCGCGCGCUCGGCUCUGCUCCGCUCCAAUGCCGAGCUUGGGCGUGAUCUGAGUCACCUUCGCGAGCUUGCUGGCGCCGGGCCGCAGGAGCUCGCCCGCGCGGUUGUGGCGGCCAAGACCCAAAAGACCAUGUUUGAGGCGCGCCUCAACGAGGUCGAGGCCCUUGUGCCAUCGGCUGCUGAAAUUGACAGCCUCCUUCUUGAGCGUGAUGAGGCGCGACUGCAGCGCGAUGCGCUUGAGCUCGAGCGUGACGAGGCGCUCGGCAGGAUCGAAGCGCUGGAGCUGGAGCGCGACGAGGCCCAGCUUCAGCACGAAAUGGAAUCUGCCGACCAUCGACAAUGCGUUGCUCGCCUCGAGCUCCUCGAGGCCGAGCACGCCAGCUGCAAGGAGAAGUUCGCCGAGCUGGAGGAGCUGCGCCAGUCGGCCAACAACUCGCAAGCUACCGUACAGCUCGAAGCCGUCGAGGCCGAACUGCUCAAGUGUGAGAGCAAGCUCGCCGCUCUUCAGCUCCAGUACGAGAUGGAGUCUGUCGACCACCAGCAGUGUGCCGAACGCCUAGCAACGGCUGAGGCUGAGCACGCUGAGUGCAAGACCAAGGCUGACGAGCUCGAGCGGCAACUGGAGGAAGCGCAGGCCGCAGUGACCGCAGCCGCACAACGACCAGCGCCCGUCAUUGCUCCUGCUAGCUCGCCGCCGCGCCAGGCCAUCAACAUAUCGCUGGGCGAAGCCGAAGACCUGCGCGGCUAUCUGGCGCCGGCUACGCCUGUGUCGGCCCGGCGCGGACUGGGCGCAUCAGCGCUGGGGGGCUCGUCGCUUGGCGCUUCGCUCUGGAGCCCUGCACGCACCACAAGCUUUGCUGAGCCCGCCACGCCGGGCGAGGUCCUUAACCGAGCGCUUGCGUCGUCUAAUCCGAUGGGUGCGCUCAAGAUGCACCUGGUCUCGCUCCGCGGCCUUUGGCAGCACGAGGUCAAGGCUAAUGCUGCGCUGCGCGAGCUGAUCGAAACGAUGAGGGCCGACCGCGAUCGGGUUGCCCACGAGGCCCGCAGCCGUGAGGAGCAGCACGCGCGUGUGGUGGCCGAAAAGGACCGCGCCCUUGACGAGCUGCGCAUCAACGUGACCCAGCACAUGGCCCAGGCCCAGGCUCACUCGUCGUCGCUUGUCGAGACCAUUUCGACCAACCUGAGCGAGAUGCAGGGCUCCCAGUCGGUGCUCUCGCAAACAGCGCUUGCGGCGUCGACUGAGGCCAACCGGCUGCGGGUUGAGCUCGAAAGCGCCCGCGACAAGACUCAAGCGGCCAUCCGUGAGACCGACCGAAUCCGGGACCAGGCCGCGGCUGACCUUGCCUCAGCUGAAGCGAGUGCUGCCAACGCACACGCCCAGGUGGCUCGACUCGCUCACGAGAAGCAAGCCGUUGAGGGCGAGCUUGCUUCGAUACGGGCCCAGCUGGAAGCUGUCCAGAGCGAGCGCGCUGGGGCACAGGACUCGAUCUCACAGCUGACUCGAGCGCUUCAACAGUGUCGGGCCGAGGUGGCCGAACUGGAGCGGACUCGCGACGGUGCGCUUGAUACUGCAUCGGCUGCUGCCGAUGAGCUCGAGCGCGUCCGCGCCGAGUUUGACUCGUUGGCCGCCGAACUGGAAACGUGCCGGUCCGAGGUCCGCGCUCGCGACGAUGAGCUGCGCCGGGCCAAACGAAGCCACGGCUCGCUGGAGAACUCACUCGAGUCCAAGUACGACGGGCUCAACGGCGAGCGCAUGGCACUGCUGGAGGAACUGGGCCGCCUGCGGGAGACUGAGGCUGCGCUGGCCAACGUCCAGGCGCGCGCUGACAACUUUGAGUCGCUCCUCGGCCAAGAGCGCCAGAUCGGAACGGAGGCGUCGACAACGCUCGUCGAGAUCCAAACUCGCCUCGCCCAAUCUGAGCUCGAGCGGGCUGCGCUCGAUUCGCAGCUGCGCUCGGCACGAGUUGAGCUGGCCCAGGCUCAGGGCUCGGCCGAGGCGCUGCGCGAGCAGUUAACCGAGGCAAAUGCCGAAGUUGCCACCGCUCGCAACGCCGCUGCCUCUACCCGAUCCAUGCUGCAGAACGAGCGGGCUGCGUGGGAAGCCAAGGUUGGAGCUGCAGCCGUCUCUGCCCAGCAAGUGCAGGACUCGAUCACUCGCGACUUUGAAGCGGCGGCACUGCUUGCCGAUGACAACGGCCGUGCGCUUGCGGCUGCCAACGUCGAGCUCAGCUCGCUGCGUGAGGAGCUGGACGAGGCAAGGGCCGACGCGCGGAGUGCCCGCGAGGAGGGCCGCCGACUCAAGCGAAGCGCUGAGGAAGCCAAUCGCCUUGCCGAGAGCCGCGAGCACGAGCUUGCAGCUGCCCGCGAGUCAGCGGCGCGGCACCAAGCCGAGAUUUCUGAGCUCGCUCUGCAGCUUGCCGAUAAGCGCGAUGAGGCAGCGGCGGCCGAGGAGGUCAAGGCCAAGGCCGCUGCCGAGGCCGCUGACGCUCGUGAAGAGGUGGCGCGUGCGCAGGCAAGUGUGGCGCGUAUGCAGGCCGACCUUGCGGCUGCACGUGGCGAGCUCGAGACUGCCCAGGCUCAACGGGCGGCCGAGGCGCUUGCCAACGCAUCUGCAAAGUCGCAGUUGGAGAACUCAGCGCACACUGUUCGGGUCCAGCUCGACGACGCCCGGCACCAGUUGGAGGACUCGCGGCGGGAAGUUGGCGCGCUGCGCGAGGAGCUGGCUGCUGCCCGUCGCGAGCUUGCUGCCAAGGACGCGUCGCAUCGCGAGCGGUCGCUGGAGACAACCGCCAUCGCGUCGCAGGCCUCGAUGGCAGCGCUAGAGCGGGCGCGGACUGUCAGUGAGCUGAGUCAGGCCCGCCAAGAGAACGCCCGACUCCGCGCGCUGGCCGAUGAGCUGCAGGCUGAGGUUGAGCGCGAGCGCGCCCGGGGCAACGAGCGGCGCAGUGCGCAAAAUUUUGCCUCGGACAAGGUGACGGCGCUCGAAGCCCGGGUUGUCUCUCUCACCGUAGCGCUUGACAAGGAGCACGUCAGCGCGACCAAGGCCGUGCUUGGCUUCCGGAUGCUGCAGCACCACCUGGAGCGUGCUAACGCCUUCCGGGCUUCGCUCAUCUACCAGAAGCAGUACCUCAUCCUCCUUCUCGGCGGCUUUGAGGCGUGCGAGAUGGCGACCAUGUCGUAUCUCUCCCGCCUCGGUGCUGUCCAUCAGGAGCAGCUCCAGCUUGGAGGGUCGGCUGCGGUUGCGGCACGCAAGCGCACCGCCCGUCGCCGAUUCCGAGUCGCCGCUCAUGUUGUGCGCGGCAUUGUCCGCCUCCGCAUCCUCGCGCGCCGCUUUGCCAAGCUGGAGACGUCGACCCGCGCCCAGAUGGCCGAGCUGGGCGAAGACGUGCCCCAACCAACGCCGAUGCCGCCGCCAUCACGGAUGACACCACCGCUGCAGCGGCGCCCGCCGCCGGCAGCCCAAGCCUCAAGUCAUGGCACUCUCCGCGCGCUGAACCCGUCAUACGAAGUGCGGCAGCGGCGUGGGCUCGCCUCAGCAGACCUCGAUCACGCGAGCUCUGGCCACGCCCACCGACCGCCAGCUCUGACCCGGGUGGCACCAACUCGCGAAGUGCAGCCGCCUUUGGAGCGCCGCAGCGAGUACGUUGAGUAUGCCCACCCGAGGGCGCCAUCGGCGUACGGCUCGCAGAAUGCCCCGCCCAACCGCGAAGCCGCCGCCACCGGCGCCGCUGAGCGCGAGCAGGCCUAUGCUCGCCUGGCGCAGCUGCGGUCAUCGACCCGUGCCGAGAUCGAGGGCGAUCUCUCAACCGGGCGCGUGCCAUCUGCACACCUCAAGGCUUAUCUGGCGUCGAUUGACGAUGCCAUGACCAAGUUGUCGACCAUGUAGCCAGCCCGUCGUGUUCGAGCCGCACCAUGUUGACUUACCC